This is a messenger RNA of Morone saxatilis (striped sea-bass), 2424 nucleotides long. RefSeq names its product zinc finger protein 345-like. Gene Ontology annotation, biological process: regulation of transcription by RNA polymerase II. Gene Ontology annotation, molecular function: RNA polymerase II cis-regulatory region sequence-specific DNA binding; DNA-binding transcription factor activity. Lineage: Eukaryota; Metazoa; Chordata; Actinopteri; Moronidae. The record is from RefSeq and is a predicted model, not a curated record.
CAGAUUCCAUCAGGAUGACGAGUGCUAACGAAAGCCACCGCCCGCUAUCUGAAGUCGACCUCUUCCUCGCAGCGCCGCUCAGCUCCGCCUCCUCGGACACCUCCGCAGCCGAGAGCGACGACGACUGGAGGGGCAGCGACAACUCUUCCACUAACGAAGACGGAGGGCGGCAGUCUGGAGGUCAGAGACAUCAGACAGCAUCGUCGGACCGGCCGGCUCACCGCUGCGCCAACUGUGGAAAAAGCUUCCGCCACAAAGGGAAUCUGGUGAAACAUGCAGAAACGCACUCGGACAACCCAGAGUGUCUCUGUGGAGUCUGCGGUGAACACUACGAGUCCUUCUUCAACCAUCUUCGGUCUCACAGAGAGAGAGGCGGCGGAACGUGUGAGAUCUGCGGGAAGAUGUUUCAGAACAUGGAGACGCACAUGAGGAGUCACACCGGGGUCAAACCAUACAGCUGCGACAUCUGUACCAAGAGUUUCCCCCGACCCGGAGCACUGAGGAGACACAAGAAGAUCCACUGCAGGAAGACGGCCGAUGUGUGCCCGGUCUGUGGACUCACUUUCACCCAGAACCAACUGCUCCAGGAUCACCUGAAGACCCACGAACAGGACGAUGGCGACAGGACCGAGGACGACGAAGGCGGUCAGUUAGAGACGCCUGAGACAGAUCGAGGGCUCAAGUCCUCCUCGCUGUGCUGCAGAGUCUGCGGCGAUUCAUUCCACAGCCGAGGGUUCCUUAGGAAACACGCCGAGAGCCACAGCAGCGAGUCUCAGAGCGUCUGCGGCGUCUGUGGCCAGCAGCUGGACUCACCUGACCGUCUGCGGACUCACCUGCAGUCUCACAGAGAGACCAGUGGGACCUGCAGCAUCUGUGGGAAGAGUUUCCAGAACAUGGAGACGCACAUGCGAAGCCACACAGGGAUCAAACCGUACCGCUGCGGCAUCUGCAACAAACGCUUCCCCCGACCUGGAGCACUGAGGCGCCACAGGAAGAUCCACGGUGGGGAGCGACCUUACGUCUGUCAGCACUGUGGGAAGACGUUCAUUGAGAGCAGCGCCUUAAAGACACACAGCAGGAGUCACUCGUGGGAGAUUGGUGGCGAUGAGGACGCAGAGCCUUUGCCGGACUCUCCAAGGCUGAAACCAGAGAAAACUGCGGAAGAGAAUGUGAAGGUGUCGACUCACUGCUGCAAAGUCUGCGGCGAGUCUUUUCAAAGUAAAGGUAGUUUAAGGAAACAUGCCAAGAGUCACUCAACAGAGUCCGUCUGCGGUGUCUGCGGUGAAGGUUUGCUGCCAUCAGAGACCCUGACAGACCACCUGCAGAAUCACAGAGACGCUGGUAAAAUCUGUCACAUCUGCGGUAAAACCUACCAGAACAUUGAGACUCAUAUGAGGAGUCACACCGGGGUCAAACCGUACCGCUGUGGUGUUUGCGGUAAAUCCUUCCCGAGGCCCGGUGCCCUGCGGCGCCACAAACGGAUCCACACCGGAGAGCGACCAUAUAUCUGCGAGUUCUGCGGAAAGACGUUUAUUGAUAACGGCGCUCUGACGACACACAUCAGGAACCACACCGGAGACAAGCCAGCUCAGCGCGUCUCCUGUGAGACUUGUGGGAAGAGCCUGGCGUCGGUCCAUGUCCUGGAGGUCCACAAAAGGAUCCACACAGGCGAGAAGCCGUUCCAGUGUCGCAUAUGCGGUAAAGCCUUCAGGCAGGUGGGAGGACUGAACGCCCACAUGCUGACCCACACUGGGGAGAAGCCGUUCAGCUGCAGCCUCUGCAACAAGAGCUUCAGCACCAAAGGAUACCUGGAGACCCACAUCCGCUUCCACAAGAAGGAGCGAGCUUUCAGCUGCAACCUGUGCUGGAAGGCCUUUGUCACCAAGAACGACUUGAAGAAACACCUGCUGACACACACCGGAGAGAAACCCUACAGCUGCAGAGUGUGCGGGAAGAGCUACCAGGAGAAACGCUCCAGAGACGUCCACAUGAAGGUGCACCUGGACGUCCGGAUCAGCAAAGAACCUAUCAGGAGGCAGGACGGCAGUCUGCAGCAGGACUUUAUUCAGCUGUAGACUUCAGACCAAGUUCAGACUUUAGAACAGAGUCCAGACUGAAAUCUGAUGAUUCUCCCAUCGUCAGAGACACAAAACUGUUUUAAAUCAAGAUUCAUGGGUGUCCUCAGAGGUUCAAAUACGAUUUCACCUUUUUUAUUUUUACAUUUCAAAAACACUAACACGUGACGGGACGAACAGAAGCUUAAAGGCAGCAGGCGUUGGGUAGCACUGGACAAGAAAUCUUCACAUUUGAGAAACUGGAAGCUGCCGUCGGAAUUUGACCAUAUUGAUUUGGUUCUGAAAAUAGAUGCUGACUGAUGGAUUAAUGGACUGAUCACAGAGACGCAGCGUCACAGGCGCAGUGCUU